GCGGGUUUUUUAGACGCAUCCAUACGUAGAUAUACGAUAUAUAUAACAUCCAACACCUCUGCUCCCGCAAGAACUCCCAGACCUGGGGCCCGAAAGCCUGGGAGAAGAUGCGUCCAGCCCUCCUCACCAGCCUCCUUACUCAUCCCUUCUCUGACCCCCACCCCCUCCCUCAGGUCAUCGUCUACAUCGUCGCCGACGGUCGCAAAAAAGUACACUCCCGCGUCCUCGACUGCCUCGCCUCCCUCGACGUCUACCAGCCCGAGAAGUACAUGGUAAACACCGCAAACAAUGUCCCCGUCACCGCGCACCACAGCACCUCCUUCGGCCUCGACCCGAACGUGCACGGACAAGGGCAUCGUUCCCACGCAGAUCAUCUGGGGGGAUGGGUGGCCGACGCAGACCGGCGCGAGCACGCGGCGGCGGGAAAUGCGGGCGCGGAGGAGCGUGAACGUGCGACUUGCGGGGAAGGAGAAGGGAAGGGAGGAGAAGAGGAGAGGGAGGCCCUUUUGCAUCACGAGGGCGCGCGUCGUGCGUGAUAGUACGUCAGCUGUGUUGUAUACCACGUACGUCGCCUGUAUCAUGUAGAACAAUAGAAUGUUAAUUUGCACCCAACGCGUGAUGCGAGACGGCGGGGGAAGGC
Molecule: messenger RNA, 640 nt
Organism: Schizophyllum commune H4-8
Lineage: Eukaryota; Fungi; Basidiomycota; Agaricomycetes; Agaricales; Schizophyllaceae
Exons: 1
Coding region: 108-536 (142 amino acids)
Biological process (GO): chitin biosynthetic process
Molecular function (GO): chitin synthase activity
Source: RefSeq, a predicted model, not a curated record